AUGGCUCACAAAAAAAAAGGAAAUAAAGAUUAAAAGGUAAUUAGCGAGGGAGAUAGACUAAAGGAAUAAGGUAACACAUAGCUUUAGUUAGAGAAUUAUCACAAAGCUAUUGAUUACUACAGUUAGGCUAUUAAGUUUGAUGAUAAGAAUUAUGCCUAUUUCCAUAACAGAUCUUUGGCUUAUUAUCUUUUGGAAAACUUUAGUUAAUCUCUCUAGGAUAUCUAGAUUUGCAAAUCUCUCAACAAAGAUUACAUUUAAGUUUAUAUUAGAGAAGCUUCAGCUUAUCAUCAAUUAGACUAACUUGACUUAGCUCUCAAGUCUGUACAAGAGGGUCUUUAAAUUGAACAAAACAAUGAAGAGCUCUUAAAAUUGAAGGACUUGAUUUAGCAAGAAAUCAAUCAAUAAAAUUAAGAAAAGGAAUUAGCAGACAAGGAAACUUUAAAAAAAUCAGAAAAUCUUUUAAGCUGGGUUUAAGCCAACAAAGGAGAAUUUUCAAGUAUUAAAUUAAAGUAUUUAAGUACUCAUAAUAGAAGCAUAGUUUCUAAAAGAAUCAUUUAAGCUGAUGAGACUGUGAUUUCAAUUCCUUAAGAAUAGGUUAUUACUUUAGAUGUUGCAAGUUCUUCAGAUUUCUGCAAGAUUUUAACUGAAAAGAAUACCCAGCUUGUUUAAUAGAAGCAUGCUUAUUUUGCACUUUUCUUAUUGUAAGAAUAAAAGAAAAAAGAUGCUUCUCAUUAUAAAGCAUAUAUUGAUUCUCUACCCACAGAUCUUAGCAGUUUUCCAGCUCUCUUUAGCGAAGAAGAACUUUAAUAUUUGGAAGGCACAGCUGCUCUUAAGCUAGUUUAAGAAUAAAAGGAAGACAUUAAAACUGAUUAUGAAUCAAUCAGCCAAGUCAUUCCAGAAUUCAAAUCAGAGUUUUCAUUCGAAUAGUUCCGUUGGGCUUUCCUUUGCUCUCACUCAAGAGUCUUUGGUAUUAAAGUGAAAGGAGUCAAAACCAGUGUUAUGGUUCCUUUGGCAGAUAUGCUAAAUCAUAAGCAUAGUGGAUAAGAAGACAGUGAAUGGGUAUUUGACGAUGCUACAAACUGCUUUACUGUAAAAGCAUUAAAAAAAAUCUAGCGCAAUUAACAAAUUCAUUUUUCAUAUGGAAGCAAAUGUAACUCAAAGCUAUUUUUAAAUUAUGGCUUUGUAGAUGUUUAAGAUCACACAGAAACAAUUAAAAAAUUGAAAGAAGAAGAACGCCCUGGACGCUAAUUGAUAUAAAACGACUAUCGCGGAAUUAACUAUUUCAAUGAACUACCAGUUGUAUUCUGCUUCGAUUAAGCUUAGGACGAUCCUACUUUACCUAUUAAGGCCAAGCUAAUUGGUGGCAGUAUUCCAGUUUGCUGCUUAACUAGGAUUAAUGAAGAUUUCGAAACAUAAAAUUCUACUGGAUUUUUAGGAUAUUUGAGAUUUAUUUGCAUUCGUGACCCUAACUAGCUAGGAAAAUUAUUUGAUUCCCACAAGAAAUACAUUGAAUAAACAAAUUAGUCUAACCUCCCCUUUUUACCUCAAAAAACUCCUCCACUAUCAGUCGAAAACGAGCACAAAAUGUGGUAGAGAGUGUAGGAAUUGCUUAUUCCUCUUUUGUUAAAAUACAAAACAACAGUAGUAAAAGACAAAGAGUUGCUCGAAUCAGGUUCUCUCAGCGAAAACUAACGUAAUUGCGUGCUUAUUAGACUAGGAGAGAAAAACAUAAUAGAAUACUACAUUGACAUGGCUAGCAAGAUGAUGUACUUGCUUGAAAACAAUGACAAAAAGUAAAUUUUAGAGUCUGCUAAAUCUGACCCUAAAUAUCUCCCUUACUUCCAUUAUAUAAUAUAAGUUAUUCUUGCCAGAUUGCUUUAUCAAAAAUGA
Molecule: messenger RNA, 1890 nt
Organism: Tetrahymena thermophila SB210
Lineage: Eukaryota; Ciliophora; Oligohymenophorea; Hymenostomatida; Tetrahymenidae
Product: SET domain protein
Exons: 1
Biological process (GO): peptidyl-lysine monomethylation
Molecular function (GO): protein binding; protein-lysine N-methyltransferase activity
Source: RefSeq, a predicted model, not a curated record